Echinococcus granulosus is the source of this 549-nucleotide messenger RNA. RefSeq lists its product as hypothetical. Lineage: Eukaryota; Metazoa; Platyhelminthes; Cestoda; Cyclophyllidea; Taeniidae. The coding region runs from base 1 to 549 and encodes 182 amino acids. The record is from RefSeq and is a predicted model, not a curated record. The transcript has 6 exons.
AUGUUCACUUCAGCCAGCGGGAAUGCAGUAGAGGUGCAUUUAUUCACACAGUCAAUGUCUGGUGUGGCAGGUCAAAGUGCCAAGGUGAUUGCCAGGAGUGAGAGGGGAUUGUUCUCAUUCGUUCAUCCAACCAUUAAGUUUGGUACUUUAAAUUUAAAGACUUUAAAAAGAAAGUGCAGAACUGAUUCAGAUACGACAAGUUACACGUGUCAAAGAGCUGAUAAAAAACCUGUCCAAUUUACGGCAAUCUUAAGGUACCAUUCUUUAUCAGCCGACUUUAUUUGUAAUUAUGAAUGCUUAAUUGUUGUGGCAUUUCCACCUUCACAAAGGGGCACAUAUAUUUAUAUUUGGCUCAAAAUCAAUUUUACGCCCUUUUUCUACUCUAAAGCUAUACACAAAUUUUUUAGUGGUUAUCAACCUUUUUCUGGCAUGGACAUAACUAUUACUUCAUUAAAGCUAAUUUGGUUUGUAUUCAUUUUUCCUACUCUAAUCUCCUUUUAUAGUCAAAAUGAAAUGUUGAUCUUCUUAUGUUUUAUUUUACUGCAUUGA